Messenger RNA from Ziziphus jujuba (common jujube), 1077 nucleotides. Its product is annotated as protein FAR1-RELATED SEQUENCE 3-like. Gene Ontology annotation, molecular function: zinc ion binding. Bases 1 to 1077 code for a protein of 358 amino acids. The transcript has 5 exons. Gene Ontology annotation, biological process: regulation of DNA-templated transcription. Lineage: Eukaryota; Viridiplantae; Streptophyta; Magnoliopsida; Rosales; Rhamnaceae. The record is from RefSeq and is a predicted model, not a curated record.
AUGCAGGGACAAGAUGCAGAACUAUUAAAGGAAUAUUUCCUAAUAGAGCAAGAAAGGGAUCCAUCAUUUAUGUUUGAGAUAGAUGCAGAUGAUGAAUGUAAAUUGAAGCAUUGUUUUUGGUCUGAUUCGGUUUGUAGAAGAGCUUAUGGAUGUUUUGGUGAUGUAGUGGUAUUUGAUACAACUUACAACACUAAUCAGUAUGGUAUGAUAUUUGCACCUUUGGUUUGGGUUAACAAUCAUGGUCAAACAGUGAUAUUUGCAUGUGCAUUCUUAAGCGAUGAAAGAAUUGAAUCUUUUGUUUGGUUAUUUGAGGUAUUAAAGAAGAGCAUGCCCUGCAAAUGCCUCAAAGAUGAUUAUCACCGAUCAAGAUCCUGCAAUGACAAAGGCUGGAUUUUUACAAGGAUUUCAAACACUGCAUUUGGGAAUCAGAAUGUCCGGAAGAGUUUGAAAGAAAAUGGGCUUCUAUCAUCGAAAAUGCGAACCUACAUGACAAUGAAUGGUGCACUUGCACAUCAACGUCACGAAGACUUAUAUGCUAGUCAUGUUGAUAUUAAUGAGAAGCCUGUUUUGAAACUGCCAUUGGAAAUGGAGAAGCAAAUGGUUGAGAUAUACAUACGCAAGAUUUUUUAUAAGUUUCAAGAUGAGUUGUGGCAUAGCUUAGUAACAGUACCACAAAUUGUUAGUGAAAAUGAUACACAUAAAAUGUAUACGGUCCAGAGUUGUCCAAAUGAAAGUGUCCCAAGGUUCCGGGAAAUUGCUUAUGAUAAAGUUUUGGACUAUGCAUCGUGUAGCUGUAAAAAGUUUGAGAGUGAAGGGAUUCCAUGUAGACAUAUUUUGGCAUUUUUGCGACUCUUUGGUGAUAUUCCUCUGCCGAAUCAAUAUAUAAUGAAAAGAUGGUCUAGAGUUGCAAAGUCUCAAAUAAUAUAUGACAAGGAGGGGGUAGCACAAAGAGUGGAGGCAUUUAUGAAAAAGGUUAAUGAUACAACUUUGAAAGACCCAUCUCAGGGUCGCAUUGGCAGCUUAAGGGAUGACCCCUGCGUGUGGAUUACCAGGCCUGUAAAACUGACAUGGCAAUAA